This is a messenger RNA of Stegostoma tigrinum, 5046 nucleotides long. It is a transcript of the gene rbp1.1, whose product is annotated as retinol binding protein 1, cellular, tandem duplicate 1. Gene Ontology annotation, biological process: fatty acid transport. The transcript has 4 exons. The record is from RefSeq and is a predicted model, not a curated record. Lineage: Eukaryota; Metazoa; Chordata; Chondrichthyes; Orectolobiformes; Stegostomatidae. Bases 116 to 523 code for a protein of 135 amino acids. Gene Ontology annotation, cellular component: nucleus; cytosol. Gene Ontology annotation, molecular function: fatty acid binding.
AGUCGGGCUGAUAAAGAGUGUUGGACUAUUGUCUCUACAUGUUUGUGAACUCAGCAAGGACAAACCUGCAAACCGUGGCAAAAACUUCAGCUCUUCUGUUUCUGAAGAUUUAGAAAUGUCAAUGGAUUUCAGUGGAUACUGGAAAAUGAUAUCCAAUGAGAACUUUGAAGAGUACCUGAAAGCACUAGAUGUAAACAUUGCUUUGCGGAAAAUUGCGGUUUUGCUGAAACCAGACAAAGAUAUUGCUCAGACUGGAGAUCACAUGAUCAUUAAAACCAUCAGCAGCUUCCGGAAUUAUCUCAUGGAAUUUGAUAUUGGCAAGGAGUUUCCUGAGGAUUUAACUGGCAUAGAUGACCGCCAAUGUAUGACCACAGUAAAUUGGGAUGGGGAUAAGCUUGUGUGUGUACAAGUCGGAGAGAAACAGGGUCGAGGAUGGACGCAGUGGGUAGAAGGUGAUGAACUGCAUCUGGAACUGCGGGUUGGCGACGUAAAAAGCAAACAAGUCUUUAAAAAAGUACAAUGAAGAACCUCGGCACACAAACGAAGACAAAACUUAAAGGAUUUGUGGUUGUUAAAGACAGAGAAUCUUGAGAGUCUCUAAACCCUUUAAUAUGAAGAGUAAAGCUGUUCAUAAUAUCAGUAAACACAGUUAACUGGUCACCUUUUUAAAAGUUCGAGGAAAUAACGCAUUCCCUGAAAAUAAUUUGAAUGUUAUUUGGAAGAAAAUUUAAACUAAUUUGAUCUCUUAGAUGUCUCAUUCUUUCUACAAAUAAUGGUUUAAUAAAUUGCAUUCAAUUUAGUAUUGGAUUUGAAUUUGCAACCUGUGAUAUCUCCUUUUAUCUUAUCUGUUAGAAUAUCACUUCUAUCUUCCUGUUUUCUAAUCACGGUCUCUGUGUCUUCUUGUCUAUCUGUCUUUCUCUCACAGUCUCAUUUUUAAAUCUCUUUUACCAAUUCAGUUGAGUGAAAUUUAAAAAAACAUUUUUCUUCCUAUUUUGCAUACACUGAUGUUAGUCAAUGUAGACUGAGAACUGUUUUUGCUGCUGCCCUGCAGAAACAUGGUGUUCACUCCCUUUGCACAGUGUGGUGCACUUUAUCCUUAGACCUGCACUUACUGCCUACUUUUAUGACUUGAACUUUGCAGCCUAAAUAAUUUUAAUGGACUACAUUUGAUUAGUCAACAUAUCUGACUUGAGUUAGGUAGCACUUGAAUAUUGGCCUGAUCUUUAUUGCUGUUACUUCUGCUCAAACAAAAUAGUUUUCUUAGGCAAAGUGAGCUUCGAUCAGCACUUCUGCAGGCUCUUUGUAGAAAAAACACUGAAUAUUAGUCCAUUUGAUUUAAAGUAAAUUGGAAGUUUUUUUUCACUGUACAAAUAACUCCUCCAAAGGUUUCAUGGCAUGAUGUAUUUUGUGAAUUUCACUAAAUGUAUUAACACACAUUUUAGUUCAUUCAUGGGAUAUGGCUGCCAUUGGCUAGACCAGCUCUUAUUGCCCAUCCUUAAUGGUCCUUGCAAAGCUGGUGGUGAGCUGGUUUUGAGCUGCCUUCUUGCAAAGUUGCAGUCCGAUUUGCGUAGGUACACUCUCAGUACUAUUAUGAAGGUAGUUCCAGGGUUUUGAGCUAGAGGCAGUGAAGGAACAAUGAUGUAAUUGCAAGGCAGGCCACUGUGUUGCUUGAAGGGGAACUUGCAAGUGGUGAUGUUUGCAUUAUCUGAUGCCCUUGUGAGGUGGUAGAGGUCAGGGUUUGGUAAGUGCAGAUGAAGAAGCUUUUGUGAGUUACUGUAGUGCAAAUCAUACAUGGCACACACAGCUGCUACUGUGUAUUGGUAAUGCAGAAAGUAAACAUUUAAGGUGGUGGAGUGAAAAUCAUGUAGGCUGUUUUGUCCUGAAGGCUGAUAUCAAGCUUCUUGAGUUUUGGUUUAUAAGUUUUCAGCAAUAUUGCCAGGCCCCAUAGCCUUUACAUAACCCAGCCAGUGCAAAUAAACGUUCAGUAGCACAAACUUUCAAUAUUGUUAAAAAUAAGCAGAGAGCCAAAGCUUUUCACCUUGCACUCAUUCAGAUUGAAAUUCAAGAAGUAAAAACAACUUCAGAAGGAAACAGCAAUUUAUAAAAAAAUCCAAUUCCUUCAGCCAUUUCCUUGAUAGCAUGGGAGGGAAGCUUGGAACCUCUGGAGUAAGUCUGAGAUGGAUCAUCCGUUCAGCAAAUCUGGAUGAAGGUGCUUAAUGCAGCUGGUACUCAUAAUUCAAAAUAAAAACUAUGUGCAUUAACUUGAGUGCAAAAGAUAAAGUAAGGUUCUUGUACUGUACCACAUACUUCCAGAUGUUAUAUAUGGAUCUGUAAAGGCUAACACUGAAGAGUGCCUAAGCAUCAUUCACUGUGAUGAUGUCAUUUGGACUUUUGGGCAAACCAUGUAGGCUCUGGAAGCAUUGAGACCUAACUGCUGAUCUUCCUUAUUGUCUCUGUAACAAUGGCCGCCAUGUCAAGUAACCCACAACUAGUUGUUAACAUGCAAUGAAGUAGAUCUUGAAGUGGUUUUGCUCAAUGACACUACUGUCAUAGCCGGCCCUAUUGUUUGCUAGAUGUAAAAAGCCUUGACAUAAGUAGCAGCUCAUAUAUUGGUGUGACCUGGAUGCCCUUGCAACAUUCUAAAGUGGAUUGGGGCACAGAAAAUGCUACUAGUGCUCUAUAGCAAACUUUCAAUGUUGCAUCUGCCUUUCCCAGCUCUGCUGAUGAGGGUAAACUGAGAAGCAGUACAUUAGAAAAAAUAAACCCAGGGUGGGAAAGUUGCAUUGCCUCUGUGCUGUCAGCUGAACCUAUGUGUGAAGAGCUGUUUGAAGUUUAGCAACAUUCCACAAUUUUGUGUGGAGUAAAGCUGUGACAAUUUCAAGUGUGCUGGGAGAACAUUGAACUGGACUGAAAUCUGUCACCCAGCAGCACUAGAAUCCUCCUUGUAACUUUUGUAUCGAAUACAUAACUCAUACUGGAGGAAUACAACUGUCAACACAAGUGGUAAAAAUCAAAUCAUGCCUUUGGUUUGUGUUGCUGCUAACUGACAUGCAGGAAUUCUAGUCCUGGUGCCAAGUAAUUAGAGUCUGAAAAUGUGAAUAACUGGGGAACACUUUACUCCUUGAUUGAAAUUAUGUAUAGAAGGGUUUGGUCUCAGCUGGGAAUUGUAUAUAAUGACAGUAACUGGUUUGACUCAUUGAUAUUCCAUGCUUAAAUCAGAUAUGUAUGUUUAUCUGCACUCAAUUAUAUCCCACAUGACAACAGCUCUUGAAAAGCAAUAACCCAUCUUCAGUGACUUGAUUAAAUGCUUUGACAGAUUUUAUCAAAUAUGACAGGUCCACAGAUUCCCUCAAUGAUAAGCAUUUCUCUUACUGUUUAGGUUAGCACUGCAGCCUCACAGCGCCAGGGACCCAGGUUCGAUUCCAGCCUCGGGCAACUGUCUGUGUAGAGUUUGCAUAUUCUCCCCGUGUCUGUGUGAGUUUCCUCCGGGUGCUCCGGUUUCCUCCCACAGUCCAAAGAUGUGCAGGCUAGGUGGAUUGGCCAUGCUAAAUUGCCCGUAGUGUUCAGGGGUGUGUGGAUUAUAGGGGGGUGGUCUGGGUGGGAUGCUGCAAAAAGGGGCGGUGUAGACUUGUUGGGCUGAAGGGUCUGUUUCCACACUGUAGGGAAUCUAAUCUAAUAAUAUAAAAAAUUAUUGAGCCCAGUCACUUUAGCAUCCAGUCUAAGGACCAUGGCACAUAACUUCUACCUCAUUACAAAUAGAUUAAGGCCAGGGUUGAUUAAAUUCUCUUAGCUAAAGUUCACAAAAAAAAAUUGUUGUCAUUUGAAUUGUAAACGACAGUGUUGUUUGCAUAACUGAAUUGUGUCUCUUGCCAUUCAGUGGCCAAGCAAUUUUAGACUAAUGUGUUGCAGAAAAAAGUUAAAAAUUGAUUUUUCUUUCACAUGAAAUACAAUUUGACAAAAUAUCAUGAGCACACCUUGUGUUGAUUUAGUUACCAAUCACCAAAAAGUUCUACGUAAUUGUCCAGGUUUGUUAAAAUUGGCAGUGACUCUUCAUGGAGUGUUUCUCCAUGAAAUCACACUCCUCUACACCCUCCUGAUUCUUAUUAAUACUGAGGCCCUGGUAUUUAAAAAUGUUUCAACUUAAUUUAAUUUGAAGAAAUGUGCCCUGAUUUUGACUAUAUUUUUCUACGAAAUGUCCAAAUCUAUUCCCAUGAGCAGUCAUUUAUCUUUUGUGUUCCAGAAGCUUCUUUAUUCAAUCCCUGCAGGCUGAUCUCUUAACAAAGAUCCCUCUUGUGAAAAUGUGUAUGCUAGAUUUUUGUAUGGUUUCUACUGCAUUAUCAACCAUGAUUUGGCAAGAUUGUUAUUACUAUUUAAACCAGAUGUUCUGAGUAAGUAAUUAACAAUUUUAAUUUUCAAAUAAACAGCCAGGGAUUUGAUUGUGUUACGAUUAUGUUACUGGUCUAGUCAUCCAGAAGUCUGAGCUAGUGCUCCAGAGAAUGUGACUACAUAUUUGAGAAUAUGAAUUAAGUGUUUUAAAAACAUCUGGAAGUAAUUUUUUUUCCUAGAAUUAAAAUUUAGAUUGUUGUAAACAUUCAUUUUGUUCCCUAGCCGCCUCCUAAGUAAGGUAACCUGCCAAUCUUAUCUGCGUUCAAUUGAUUCAUGAUUUGGAUUGAUUCCUAGAAAGACAGUGCUGUCUUUUGAGGUUAGAUCGACUGGAAUUGGCAUCUACACUCCAAAGUUUCAUAGAAUCAAAGGUGAAUUCAUUGAACUAGGUAAAAUUCUUUUGCAGCUUGACAUUGUGAUAAACUGUUUUGCUGCUCAAGAACCUAGACCCCCACAGCGUGUUUGUCAUGACUGUUGCCGCUACAUGGUACAGGUGUGAGACUGACAGAGCAAGGCCUCAUCCAGCAAGAUGUCUGCCUCCUUGACUGAGGACUGCUAACCAGAAAAACACGUUGCCUGAUUGUGUGACUAUGCUAAUUUGCAGGUCAGGCAAGGCGGGGAUGAUCUGAACGUACAGGUGGGCACUUUGUGAGGAAGUGCUAU